Messenger RNA from Aegilops tauschii subsp. strangulata, 1867 nucleotides. RefSeq names its product mediator of RNA polymerase II transcription subunit 22a-like. Gene Ontology annotation, molecular function: transcription coregulator activity. Gene Ontology annotation, cellular component: mediator complex. Gene Ontology annotation, biological process: regulation of transcription by RNA polymerase II. The record is from RefSeq and is a predicted model, not a curated record. Lineage: Eukaryota; Viridiplantae; Streptophyta; Magnoliopsida; Poales; Poaceae.
AUGAGCAACCCAGGCGUUGGCGCUGGCGGUGCGACGGCGACGGUCGCGGCCGCCGCGUCACAGAAGCAGAGGGCGCUCCUCCAGAAGGCCGAUGCCGACGUCGGCAGCCUCGUCGCCAACUUAUCCGCCCUCAUCGACAUCGCCCGCGUGAACGACCCGCCCGUGCACAACUCGCAUGUGGCAUUCCAGAUGGACGGAAGGCCCAGUCAUUUAGUACAUUCAGGGGACUCUCUGUUGAAACUAGUGUCGGAACUUAAGAGGACAGCCAUCUUUUCUGGGCUUGCUUCUUCGAGUGAGAAUGUUGAUAGGAAGAUUGAGGUGUUCAGUCAGCAUGCAGAGGGGACAGAUAGAAUGCUGCAGAGGAUUGGGCAGGAGGCAGCAACAAGCCUUAAGGAGUUGGAGGCACAUUACUACUCAUCUGGUGUGCAGACUUUGCUCACGGUUGAGAUGCAUAUUAAAACAAAUGUGUGUUCUUAGUUGAUACAGGUGCAUAUUAGAAGAAAGCAGCAAUUGUAUAUGCUUGAUACAAUAGUUUAACAAGGGUACCAUCUAUGUUCUGUAAUAUGCAGUGAGUAGUCCAUGGAAAUACCACCAAGUCGAACAAGGACUUCAUGGCUUGCCACGAUCAGACUUUGAGUAGAAGGAUCUGCAAUCAAGAUUAGUAUUUAGAAACGACUGUUGUUACUUGAUAGUAGUUCAUAAGCAAUAGUUUAAAUUUCUUUACACCCACUUGUCCUGCAUACCUUUUAUUUUGCUGGGAUGAAAUGUGCUUCCUUCAUUAUUUGUGUUUACGGUCAACAAAAAUCUGGUAGGUGGCUCCUAUUUUUCUAAACAAAUAAUUGAAUAGUCUAAGGUUAUAUAUCAAUUGAUGAUUUACUGAUUGCAAUUUAGAGGGAGGAACUUAGCUAAUGAAUAGUUCAUGAAUGAAGAGUCCAGUAACAAUGUGUUUUCUGGGGAGAUACAAAAUUUCAUGUUUCCAUGUAACUAGUAAUUAACAAGUUUGCCUCUAUCAUCUUAGUUAAAAAAAAACAUGGCUCACGCCACAUACCAAGUGCUUGGAUGGAUUAAAACCUGUUUUGUAGGGAAGUUUGAAACAAAACUUGUCUACUGAAAAUCAUGGAAACUGUACCAGCUCAACAACUUGAUUCUUUGACUUGCUCUUAUAUGUUGAACCUACAUUCUUCGAGACAAUUUUGAUUCUUGACUGAUGACUGCAAACGUUAUAACUACUGUUGUCUCUAUCGCUAACAUUUUAUUGCGUAGUACGUUCCACUACACAUCACACCUCGGUACCUUCAAAACAAGAGCAACAUAUGCUAUUGUUUGGAGCCCACCAUAUGCCCGAUUAUUAUACAUAUGCCAUUGUUACAUAUAUGCAUGCCAACCCAUAUUAGCUAGUUACUCAAGUACAAUAAUCAUAAAAGAUAACGGUUGGCAUGCCUGAAUCAUAAAGUAUAGUUCCCGCAAAAAAAAAGAAUCAUAAAAUAUAGUCACCACUUUGGAAAGAGUACAUUUGAGUUUAGCUAAUGCAUAUGAGAAGAUGAUGACUAAUCUGCAAACAAGAUUAUAGAUGUAUCACGCAGACUUUUGAACAUGAUUCCACGGGACCCUUUAUGAAUACUAAAAUUCAAAACCAACAAAAGAAAAAGAAAAAACUCAGCUUUUUUUUAAAACAUACAUACAUAUACUCAUGUGUGAACUUUCACAAACAAAUGACAUCCAUGGUAUUCUGGGCAAAAGAACACUGCUUGAAUGAAUAGUAAGAUCUCGGUGCUAUUUUCUUAUUAACUAACACUAGUACAAAAUAGGGCUUUCGUCACAGGGCAAUAUUCACAUUAGUCCCGGUUCAGUCACGAACCGGGACUAA